This is a messenger RNA of Rhineura floridana, 3586 nucleotides long. RefSeq names its product cadherin 24 (gene CDH24). NCBI's taxonomy places the organism in Eukaryota, Metazoa, Chordata, Lepidosauria, Squamata, Rhineuridae. The record is from RefSeq and is a predicted model, not a curated record. Gene Ontology annotation, cellular component: adherens junction; catenin complex; plasma membrane. The transcript has 11 exons. Gene Ontology annotation, molecular function: calcium ion binding; cadherin binding. Gene Ontology annotation, biological process: multicellular organism development; cell-cell junction assembly; calcium-dependent cell-cell adhesion. Bases 1 to 2388 code for a protein of 795 amino acids.
AUGGCCUGCUUUCUGCAGCUCCUGCUGGCUUGGUUGGGGGGCUGCGGCUGUGCCGGCCGCCUCGUGCCCCCCAGCCAGGGGACCAAAGCUGGAUCCUUGCGGGGAAACUUGUCUCAGCGCUGGGAGCGUCCCCUCUUGAGGUCCCGUCGCAGCUGGGUCUGGAACCAGUUCUUUGUCAUCGAGGAGUAUGCCGGACCAGAGCCUGUCCUCAUUGGGAGGCUUCACACAGAUGUGGAUCGAGGUGAGGGUCGCAUCAAAUACGUCUUGACCGGAGAGGGGGCAGGCACGGUCUUUGUGAUUGACGAGAAGACAGGCAACAUCCACGUCACCAAAACGUUGGACCGGGAGGAGAAAUCGCAAUAUACGUUGCUGGCUCAGGCUGUGGAUCGGGCCUCUAACCGGCCUCUGGAGCCACCAUCUGAAUUCAUUAUCAAAGUCCAAGACAUCAAUGACAACCCGCCGGUCUUCUUGCAUGGCCCUUACCACGCUACUGUGCCAGAAAUGAGCAACGUGGGUACGUCUGUGAUCCAGGUGACAGCCCACGAUGCUGACGAUCCAGCUUACGGAAACAGUGCCAGGCUGGUCUAUACGGUACUCGAGGGGUUGCCGUUCUUCUCCGUCGACCCCCAGACGGGUGUGAUCAGGACAGCAACCCCUAAUAUGGACCGGGAAACCCAGCAAGAAUUCCUUGUCGUGGUACAGGCCAAGGACAUGGGGGGCCAUGCUGGGGGUCUUUCAGGAAGCACAACCGUCACAGUCACUCUUAGCGAUGUCAAUGACAACCCACCUCGCUUCCCACAGAGCUCCUACCAGUUUUCUGUGGUGGAGACUGCACCUCCCGGCUCCGCAGUGGGGCGGCUGCAGGCGCACGACCCUGACGAAGGGGAUAACGCACUGCUAGCCUACAGCAUCCUGGAUGGAGGAGAUGGAGCCGAGGCUUUUGCUAUCCGCACUGAUGCGCUGGGGCAGGAUGGGAUCAUCACUGUAAAAAAGCUCCUUGAUUUUGAAUCCCGCCGCUCUUACACCUUCCGAGUGGAGGCCACCAACACGCUUAUUGACCCUCAAUACAUCCGCAAGGGCCCCUUCAAGGACAUGGCCACUGUCCGUAUCACAGUAGAGGAUGCUGAUGAACCCCCAGCCUUCUCCCGCUCCGAGUAUCAUCUUGCUGUUUAUGAGAACAGCCCUCCGGGGACCCUCGUCGGCAAAGUGACAGCUGUGGACCUCGAUUCCCCCAGCAGUGUCAUCCGAUACUCCAUCCUGCCGCACACGGAUCCCGAGCGCUAUUUCAGCGUCAACCCUCAGGACGGGACGAUUCUAACCUCUGUGCCUCUCGACCGGGAGCUGUUGCCCUGGCAUAACAUGACUGUGGUGGCAACUGAACUUGACAGCCCUACGCAGGCCUCCCACGUCCAAGUGGCCAUCCAGAUCCUGGACGUAAAUGACAAUCCUCCCCAACUGGAGCACAGCUAUGAGCCGUUUGUGUGUGACAACGCAGACCCUGGCCAUUUGGUGCAGCUGAUCCAAGCAGUGGACCGAGACGAGGAAGGGAAUGUGAGCCGCAUCAUAAUCCGCUCCCCGCUUGGGAUGAGGGAACCAAAUGUCACCGUGCGAGACAACAAGGAUAACUCCGCCUCCUUGCUACUCCGUGCUGCCCGCCUGCCCACCCAAGGGGGGUCCCUGCUGGUGCCGCUAGAACUUGUGGACGGUGGCUCCCCCACCCGCACAGGCUCCCCAACCUUGACUGUGAGCAUCUGUCGGUGUCGGCGAGAUGGGGCCAUGCACUCCUGUGGGCCCGAGGCCCUGGGCUCUCCUGCUGGCCUCAGCACAGGCGCCCUGCUUGCUAUCCUUGCCUGCGUCGGCACUCUUCUUGCACUGGUGUUGUUGUUUGUCGCCCUCCGGAGGCAAAAGCAGGCAGCGCUGCUGCCCUUUGAAGAAGAAGAUGUGCGCGAGAACAUCAUCACAUAUGACGACGAGGGCGGGGGCGAAGAGGACACCGAGGCCUUUGACAUGGCUGCCCUGCAGAACCCUGACGCUGCCCCUCCGCCGCCACAACAGCAGCGGCGCCUCUUCCGGCGGGACGUGCUACCCCGCCUGCAUUUCCCUCCCUCCUUGCCUGCCCGUGCGCCCCCACAGCCCCACGACGUGGCCAGCUUUUUGGCUGCCCGCUUGAGCGAGGUGGAUGCCGACCCCUCCGUCCCUCCCUAUGACUCCAUCCAGGUGUAUGGCUAUGAGGGACAGGGCUCCUCCGCCGGCUCGCUCAGCUCCCCAGGGUCCUCCUGCGCAGGCGACAGCGAUGCAGGUGGAUACGAGUACCUGGAAGAAUGGGGGCCACUCUUCCGAACACUGGCUGAGCUCUACGGUGCCCCAGAAGGGCCACCUCCUACUUGAGGGACCUAAACGGGGAGGGAGGGGCAUGAUCCAUGGAAAAGCACAGCCCUCUAUUCUUCUUAGUCGCCCACGUCUUGCUUGUUCUUUUCUCCCUUUCAGUUCACCGACUUCUUUGUUCUCGACUUAAACUUGUCUUUUUUAGACAUCCCUUCUUCAGAUCACCUCACUCCUUCCUGCAUACUAGGGGUAGCUAACUUGCAGCCCUCCAGAUGUUGCUGGACCCCAACUCCCACAUGCCCCAGCCAGCACAACCAAUGGUCAGGGGUGAUGGGAGCUGUAGUGCAACAUCUGGAGGGCCACAGCGUAGCCAUCCCUCUUGUGUAUACCUGCCAUUGUUUUGCCGUUAUCUUUCAGUGUCUCAUGCAGUGGAGACUGGCGGCUCCACCGUCAGUGGGGCAGUGAAUCCGCUCCGGGUUUUAGUCUGAACUUUCAAGGAGCUGGCCAAGGUACUUCAGCGGAACUAAAACCUGACCGGAUUCACUGCCCCGCUGACGCUGGAGCCACCAGCCUUCGCUGCUCUCGUGUAUUUCUUCCAUCCCUACUUUUUAAAUGGCUUAAUUUUAUUUCAGACUUUUAAUGCUUCUCUCUGCCUUCUUCAUCAUCCACCCUGCGCUUUCCCCUCAUUCCUUACUUGCCUUCCUUCCAUUCCUUUAGACUUGCUGCAUUCUUUUCUGUGAUGCCACCUUGUCAUUCCUUCAGUCAUUAUUUAUUUUAUUGUUUAAAGGUGUUUUUGCCCCCUCUUGUAAUUCACAUUGUUUUGUUUCAUAGCCUGGGACCUCUUUUUCAUUUUACUGUAUUUGUGCUGUGUUUAUUAUGUUUGGUUUCCUAUCCUUACCCCCUUCUCCUGUACAAAAUAACUCUAUGCAUUCAUUUUCUCCCAGAGUCCUUUGGUACCAAACUCCCUCCCACCCUGGUCCCUAAUGAUCCAGUCUUGCCAGCAUGGAUUUACCUGUCAUUCAACUUGCAGCUCCUUCCCCACCAGCCCCACUAGUGGAACCGGUCAGCCAGGUCAGGGCUUCUGACCUCACCCCCUCCCCUGCAUGGGCUCCCAGGAAAUGUGUGGAGAUGGCAGUGUUGGGUGGAGGACUAAAUCUGGACUCUGCCCUCUGGACAAAGCCCUCCUGUUCUGAUAACACAAUGGGACUUUCUACAGCCAGGACACUUUUAUUCUAGGGAGCUACGGCAUAAUCGGUGUUGG